AAUGUAAUAACCUUCUAUCCGAAGACUACAUUAGAGCACAUGGCUGCGGUUGAGCUUCGUGACUUUGCAUGCAAAACUGUGAAGCGGAGUGCAAGCUUGUUCUUGAAAAGCCAUCGAGAGACCAGAACAGCUGGUGCCCCUGUAAUAAAGAAGAAUGCUCGAUCCCUGCAUUUUUCAAGAACAAGCUUGCACUCUGGGGAUGCAAGGGCAAGCAAGGUUUCUUCAAGGGAUGCUGCUGCCAAGGAAGGGGAUGGCAAAAGACCUUGCAGUGAUGAGCUGGCUAAUCAAAAGACUACAAAGACAUAUGAGCCAGCCAAGAAGAGGGGUGUGGGUCAGCCUCCAAAGAGUGAGCAGAGGAUUGUUGGGGCACAGGAAAAUAGCCCCAUCAAAGGCAGGAAAAGUAGCGCUGGGGCACAGGUAGAUAGCCCCAGCAAAGGCAGGAAGAGGAGUGCAGAAGCACAUGAUGAUAGCUCUAGCAAAGGGGGCAAGAGGAGCCAGCGGUGAAGCUACCAUCAGCUCAAUGCCGGUGAAACUGUGUACAGCUUAACCAUAUAUCAUAGGUUGUUCCCUUCCGGUUUGUUUACUUGACAAAAAAAGUUAUUGUCCCAGUUUUCAAACUGAUGUAACAGGAAGGGUUAGUUGUUUCUGAUGUUGUUUUGUAAGGAGUAAGGACAAUUAGAAGGGAACCCUCAUUUUUAUAUUGAGAUUAUCCGAGUUAAGCUAUACAUAUCUGACCAUGUAAUGCUUAUAGUAGUUUAAGUUGUUAUACCAUGU
Messenger RNA from Zea mays, 774 nucleotides. RefSeq lists its product as uncharacterized. NCBI's taxonomy places the organism in Eukaryota, Viridiplantae, Streptophyta, Magnoliopsida, Poales, Poaceae. Bases 40 to 504 code for a protein of 154 amino acids. The record is from RefSeq and is a predicted model, not a curated record. The transcript has a single exon.